Molecule: messenger RNA, 1089 nt
Organism: Mercurialis annua (annual mercury)
Lineage: Eukaryota; Viridiplantae; Streptophyta; Magnoliopsida; Malpighiales; Euphorbiaceae
Product: vesicle-associated membrane protein 711
Exons: 4
Coding region: 169-831 (220 amino acids)
Biological process (GO): vesicle-mediated transport
Cellular component (GO): membrane
Source: RefSeq, a predicted model, not a curated record
CAAAACUGCCAAUAGAUAUUUAAAACCUUGCAAUUUUAUUUACUAAUUUUAUUGUUUAAACAGUGUUUAUGAGCUAAGCUCCAUCAAUCUAGGAGAAGGAGCAAUAGAUUCAGAAAUUCUGUUCGAUUUUAGUGAUUAUAGAUCUCCGUAAUCAAAUAAAUUAAGAUUAUGGCGAUACUAUAUGCGCUGGUUGCCAGAGGAUCGGUGGUUCUAGCGGAGUUCUCGGCGACGGCGACAAACGCCAGCUCUGUAUCCCGGCAAAUAUUGGAGAAAAUUCCCGGGAAUGAUGACAGUAAUGUCUCUUAUUCUCAGGAUCGCUUUAUUUUUCACGUCAAACGCACCGAUGGACUUUCCGUUCUCUGUAUGGCCGACGACACCGCCGGAAGGAGAAUUCCGUUUGCUUUUCUUGAGGACAUUCAUCAGAGAUUUGUGAGGACUUAUGCCCGUGCUGUUCAUUCAGCUCAGGCUUAUGCUAUGAAUGAUGAAUUUUCUAGGGUUUUAAGCCAGCAAAUGGAGUAUUAUUCUAAUGAUCCUAAUGCUGACCGGAUUAAUAGACUUAAAGGUGAAAUGAGUCAGGUGCGAAAUGUUAUGAUUGAAAAUAUUGACAAAGUUUUAGAGAGAGGUGAUCGUUUGGAAUUGCUGGUUGACAAAACUGCGAAUAUGCAAGGGAACACCUUCCGUUUCAGAAAGCAAGCUCGUCGUUUCCGAAAUACUGUAUGGUGGAGAAAUGUUAAGCUUACGAUUGCGUUAAUACUCCUCAUUCUGGUGAUUAUUUACGUCGUACUGGCUUUUGUAUGCAAUGGACUUACAUUACCUAGCUGCUUGAAGUGAGGCUGAGCAUUAAGUGAGAUUCGUAUGUGUUUUGUGCUUUUUGUUCAUUGUUUUUUAAAUUAUUCUUGGUAUAUGAAGUAUCAAUAGUUGAACUUCCUCUGCUCUGUCACUAGAUAUUUAUUGUGCAAUAUGACAUUUGAACUGUCAUAUUGUGUGCGCGCUUUCGGCAGUUGUGCCUCGUGUAGAAAAACUGGUGCAAGUUGAACAUAUUGAUUCUUAUGCUUGGUAAUGAUAAAGUUAUAUUUGUUGAUGUAAAAA